GUGCGGUACCCUCGCGGACCACAGCAUUUUACCACCUUUCCGCCGCCUUUCCCUCGCAUUUCUCCUUCAUAUCCAGCCUGAACAUCUAGAAAUGACUUUCCUCGCAUAAUAUCUUGAUUUCCUCACUAGCGAUGUUCAAUGACAACCAGAAAGCCGACCAGAUUGCGUUGCACUUCUAUACCAAGCUAUUUUACGUCGUCAGCGAUGCUAGAACGACGGCUGAGUCGCGACUGCAGUUAAAGGUUGACAAAUGGUUCAAUCUGGAGACAUACGACUCUGAUAUGUUUCCAAAGGAAAUUCGCGACAAGUACAAGUCAGUGUCAACGUCUCCACCACCACCACCACUGGAAAUCCAGGUCCUUCUCUCUGUACCAGAGCUUAGCAGCAAUCAGGUCCUCGUUUACUUGUCGCCGGAUUCAUCCAGGUUGCAGAUAAAGCCGACACCAAAGUAUAUUCUGCUCGAGAGCUGGGUCCUUGCCUUCAAUAAUCGCCGUAUCAGUGAGGAGGAUGGUUCUGACGUCGCGCUGUCCACGGUGUACAAGCAUGGCAUACCACUCUUUCGCAGCCUGUACAGUCUGCUGCGUAUCCUCCCCGCAUGGAAACUCUGCAAGCGGCUCCGGAGACGCGGGGCAGGCAAUGGGAACCUCAAUAUCCAAUUGCGGGUACGAACACAGGCGCUGGGUGAUUCCGGCCUCAUUCUAGGCUUCGAUGCCUCGCCGGCGACAGGAGCUUCCCCUCUUCCCAGCAAGACGCACGUGUUCGUGCCUGUAUCUCACCCCAUGGGUACGCUCUCGCUGUCCGCGACGUAUCUGACGAUGCCUCAUUUCCGGGUGGACGACUUGGAAUCCCUCCUCUCGUCGCGUUUUCUCUCCGAAGGUCCAGAAUUUGUGCCAACACUGUCCAAGAAUCUUCAGCGAGACUCAAUAACAGGCUCGCCAGGUAGCAGCCUUCCCAUCCGGACUUCCCUUCCUAGAUCUCCACCAAUAAGUAUUUCCAUUGCAGACCGAUUUGUCUUGCCUUCCUCCUCGCGGCCGCAAUCAUUAAUUAGUGGCAGUCCGAGAAACGUACCUCUACCCCCCGGUUCCACAUCUGGAUCGUUGACCGAUAACAGCAGCCGACCGCCUUCUGGACUCUCCUUGGCAGCGCGUUUGCGAAGGGAGAGCACCGGUCGAAGCGGCUCCGCAGAUCUACCAUCAGCUCCCCUUGCUAUUCGCCGUCCAAAUAUUAACCCCGUGCACCCGUUCAAGAGCAACACAUUAGUAUCCGCAUCGCCUUCAGGCGGCAGCCUUGGGGGGAGUAGUGCCUCGUUUGGAGGUGGUGUCGCAGGAUCGCUAUCUUCUGUAGGCAUAGCAAACUUGCCGGCCCUAGGUCCUACGCGAUCUCCAACGAUGAACCGGGCACCGGCUCCUUUAUCUCCGAUAGGCCUUGCAAGCCGGCCUUCACCCCCUUUUGCACCUUCGAGCCUGCGGAGCGAGGAAUCGGAUAGCCCGAAACCACCACUUAUACCUCCCAGGAAGCGUUACUCAAGCAGCUUCGGCCAUCGAUACGCGCCAUCUCUGGGUGCAGGAAGCGAUGGCAGCGGCAGCGCGAACGAGAAAGUCGGGAGCGCGUCUUUCCUGAGCACCAAUACGGAUGACGAUGAGAUUUCGACAUUUGUGCAGGAUAUCGAUGCGAGGAAACCGCUGAGCGGGAGGCACAGGCUGCACUCGCAGUCUCCACGACAGGCAUUUCCGGUGCUGCCGCCGCCACAGAAGGAAGAGGGCGGGCUGCUGCUAAAGCAGGAGGCCAUCUCACCGCCUGGCGCUAUGCUGACUAGUGAGGGGGAAGUGGAUGAGAAGCUUCGAAAGAUGAACGAAGCAUUCCUUGCGAGUUUGGAAGGCCUAGGAGGGAUUGAGGGGAACAUCCGGAGGAAGACGAGUGAUAGCCCCGAAAGCCGUGGGAGGGGGAGUCCCAUCGGGCUUGGGAUGGGGGGAUUUGUGCGCCCGAGAUACGGUUCAGCUACGAGCCAGGGGUCGGAGGAGGUGAUUGGGAAAUUGGAGUUUGAUGAUGACCGCAGGCGUGGGUGAGGCUCGUGCUGGACUUGUAUAUAUAUUCCUCUUUAUGAUCCCAUGUGUAGCAAAGCAUAUGUCUCAAUAUCUAUUUCAUGUUUUUUUGUUUUAUCUCAUCACACGUAUUACCAGUAUCAAUAUCAUCGAUGUGGCGGCGAGGUCUCCA
This is a messenger RNA of Guyanagaster necrorhizus, 2214 nucleotides long. RefSeq lists its product as uncharacterized. The coding region runs from base 132 to 2066 and encodes 644 amino acids. Gene Ontology annotation, cellular component: cytosol; phagophore assembly site; Atg1/ULK1 kinase complex. The record is from RefSeq and is a predicted model, not a curated record. Gene Ontology annotation, biological process: autophagosome assembly; mitophagy; protein localization to phagophore assembly site. NCBI's taxonomy places the organism in Eukaryota, Fungi, Basidiomycota, Agaricomycetes, Agaricales, Physalacriaceae. The transcript is spliced from 3 exons.